This is a messenger RNA of Hemibagrus wyckioides, 1832 nucleotides long. It is a transcript of the gene sdcbp2, whose product is annotated as syndecan binding protein (syntenin) 2. The transcript has 9 exons. Lineage: Eukaryota; Metazoa; Chordata; Actinopteri; Siluriformes; Bagridae. Gene Ontology annotation, molecular function: protein binding. The record is from RefSeq and is a predicted model, not a curated record. Gene Ontology annotation, cellular component: plasma membrane; cytoplasm. The coding region runs from base 288 to 1184 and encodes 298 amino acids.
ACAGUGCUUAUAUAUGACGAAUCAUUCGAUCAGUGAAGUUACAAAGUUAAUGUCUUUACAGCAGUGAGUAACGUGCUUAUUUUAGGCUCCGACGGACCAGUCGACACACACACACGCACACGCGCACGCGCGUCACACACCGAGCAGGAAGUUAACGGUGGACUUUCCAUUCCUCAUCUGGGCAGACACAAAAACACUGAAUCGGGCUUUGUCUACGUUUUACCUCGUCUAAUAUCCACGUCGUUCCACGUUUUUCAUCUGGAGUCAGCUAUUUAGGACCAUAAACGAUGUCGCUGUAUCCAUCUCUGGAGGACCUGAAGGUGGACAAGGUCAUUAAGGCACAGGCCCAAUUUGCCCAGUCCACCUCCUCUGCCCCAGCCAUCACCGAGGGCACCUACCAGCCUGCCGUGCAAGCCAUGCCAAGCUCAAGUCUGUACCCAAACCUGGAGGAGCUAGGAGACUACAUGGGACUCAGUCUCACCAGUGAUGAGGUGCAGAAGAACCUUGCUCUUGUCCCAGCUGCUGAUAAUCAAGUUGCAGUAGGAUCAGGUGUAGGAGGCAUGGUGCGACCGGUUACAGGUGCUGAUGUGGGCAUCAGGAGAGCCGAGAUUCGUCCAGGCCUUCGGGAGGUCAUACUCUGCAAGGACCAGGAUGGCAAAGUUGGCCUGCGGCUAAGAGAAAUUGACAACGGUGUGUUUAUUCAGCUGGUGCAGGCGAAUUCACCUGCAUCUCUGGCUGGUCUGCGUUUUGGAGACCAGGUACUGCAGAUCAAUGGGCAGAACUGCGCAGGCUGGAGCACUGACAAAGCCCACAAGGCUCUGAAGGCAGCAGCUGAACUGCGCAUUGAGCUCGUGGUCCGUGAUAGGCCCUUCCAGCGCACAAUCACCAUGCAUAAGGACAGCUCUGGCCAUGUUGGCUUCAUCUUUAAGUCUGGUCGUAUCACCUCCCUGGUGAAGGACGGUUCUGCUGCCCGCAAUGGCCUUCUCACUGAUCACUACAUUUGUGAGAUCAAUGGGCAAAAUGUCAUCGGACUCAAGGAUCCUCAGAUUAAAGACAUCCUGAACACAUCUCCCAGUGCCAUGACCAUCACCAUCAUGCCCAAGAUCAUCUAUGAGCAUAUGAUUAAGAGGAUGUCAAGUGGCCUGCUGAGGUCAGCAAUGGAUCACUCUGUGCCGGAGGUUUGAGCCUCUCACACCAGAACAUCUGCAAUCUCCAUCAGGCCCUUCUAGCACAUGGCUGGUCUGUGUUAGAAUUAAUCCUUUCUUUCAAUCAUUUUCAUGUAUAACAAAAGAAAUGUUGCCUUUUUCUACUUUAGAUGUUCUUGUAUAUCUAUUUUUUUCUAUCUUCCUUAUUACUGUUGAAUUGUUUCAUUGUAUUUUAUAUGUAACAAUAAUAAUCCGUGACCUAUCCCUGAGUAUUACUGGCUUUUGAGUUUUAUCGGUUUGUUUUUCUCUUUAAACUUGCACCUUCUGAAUAGUUAGUCGGCAAAGAAAAUCAAUAGGUAUAGAUUUUAUUCCCGGGCUUCCGAAAGACAGAUAAGGAUUGUGGGCAUUGGAGUUCAGUACUCUUAUACAUUACCCACUAUGCACAGUCUCACCUGUUAAGAACUUAGCAUUCACACCUACGUGCCAAGAAGGACUUGCACUGCCAGACUGUAACCAAGGUUGAUUUGAUUAGUUUUUGUUAUGUUAGGAUAUAAAAAAAUAUAUAUCUGUUCAUUUUAGUUGUCUUUUUUGAAAUGUAUAAAUCACAUUCUGCCAAUAUGUAAAUUCUAUGACAGUGUAUUCAAAUAUAGCCUCAAACCUACUUGUAAUAAAAACAAAAUAAAUAAU